AUGAGAAUAUCUACAUUGACCCAGAAUGACUCGAAUACCGGCCUCUUUGGGACUUCCCAGCAUCAUGACGGAGGAGGAGUCGGGUUGAAGCGCCAGCUAGAGGCGGCCAUGUGCCCGACCCUCCCGCUCGGCGCCGACGACGACGAGUCCCGGGAGUUCCUGCCGGACGGCGAGCUCCACCGGCUCGUGAACCCCGACUCCGCCCUCCGGACCCUGCGGGAGUGCAUGCCCGGUACCCCGGCGUGGGUUCCAAGCGUCUACGCUUACAGCAUCUUCAGCGGCUCGCCGAAGCUGAUCAAGGUCUUUGCGAUUUUGGUGCUCAUCGGCAAGCCGGGCGCGAUUGUCGGGUUCAUGAGGAACUCCAUCAGCGACAACGACCUGCCUCUGGAACCCACUCGCGCGAGCUCGGCGGAGGAGACGACUGUGCGGCACUCGAAGAAGACGCGCUUGUGCUGUGAUCUUGCUCUUGCGGGGCUCGGUCGAGAUGAUGUCGUUGCUUUCGAAGAGACGCAGUGGAAGGUUCUCGUGCCCUCUCUCGAAGAGCUAGGCGCGACCAGCGCUCCGUCUCAGUUCCAUCCAAAGACCAUCCUUCCGUUCGUCUGGGAUGAAGAUGCCGAGCCUGCAACGCACACAGGCGGACACUCUCACGUGUACCAGGUUCAGGUCCAUCCUGGAUAUCACACCUUCGGCAGUCCCACGGACAGGGCCACUCAGUUCGCCCUCAAAAAGCUCCGUGAUCAUUCUGGAGCAGCAUUCGAACGCGAGGUCUCGGCGCUCCGGCGCUCCGGCGAUACCGAGGACCCACACAUUGUGAAGCUGGUCACGGCCUUCAAACACGGCACCACAUCCUACCUCCUCUUUCCCUGGGCCGAUACAGACCUCCAGUCCUUUUGGUCCCAGACGGAUGCCCCGAAGGAUGAGCAUGCGGUUCUCACGGUCAAGCAGAUGCUCGGCGUCGCGCAGACACUCAAGGCGAUUCACUAUUGCCGCGUCAAGAAACGCACCGAGGCCAAGGAUGAAGCGGUGGUGAAAGGCUACCAUGGAGACCUCAAGCCAGAGAACAUCCUUGUGAAGGAUGGAGAGUGGAAGAUUGCGGAUUUCGGCAUCUCCCGGUUCCGCAACGCUGCAGACACCGAGGAGGAUAAGCCCCUUGGAUGCUCGCCGACCUACCGCGCCCCCGAGCACGAUAUCGGCCCCUUCAAUGGGCAAAAGGCUGAUAUAUGGUCCCUCGGGUGCGUGAUGAGCGUCGCCGCGACGUGGAUGAAGCUGGGGAAGAAGGGUGUGCAGAAAUUCAGGAAGGAGCGGGCGACACCAGACAAGGAGUCUUCGCGAGACGCGAAGGGAAAGGCUGAUGAUUCCUUUUUCGAGGCCGGGACGGAAGAGAAGGGCGGCUUGAAGCUCAAGCCUAGCGUUUCUCACUGGAUCGACAAGCUUCAUCAGUCACCGACGGCAAGCCCGCUCAUUCAUGAUCUACUCGACCUAGUCAAGAAUGAUAUGCUUGAGGUCGACGGGACGAAGCGCAUCACGAGCGAUCAGCUCGUCACAAAGUUGCAGACGAUCCACCAGAAGUGCUCUGAUGAUCCUUUGUACGCCAAGCCGGACACUCGCUCGGUCGCGGAGAAGUCUGCUGCUGAGAUGGACCGCUAUAUCGAGGAUAGUCGGUCCAUCAGCGUCAACACACUCCAGCUCCCGGGCCAGUAUAGUUUUACUGCCCCGGCCGGCACGACAUCUCCACAGCAGGGUGUCAAUAACUUUGGUCUCGAGGGCGAGACUUGCUCACUGCCAGGCUGGGCCGAUCCAUGGCCUGAGCAUGCUUUCUCGGAGCCACUGCCGUCGUAUCAACAGGCGACGAGCGCCCAGCCUCAAGGUGCAGGCUCUGGCUUCAACGCGUACUUCCAGGCCGCUAAUACCGUGCCGAUGUCGACGCAUGUGCCGGCGGCGUACCCACCGUUGCCGUCAAACAACGGACCUUCACCCGUCGCCAGUGGGUCCCAGCCCCGGAAGAAGCGCCAUAAGCCGAAUCCGUUGACAACGCCAAGCCCCGCAUCUCAACGAGAAGCCAGUGAAGUACGGGAAUCCAGCAACCCAAUGGAUUCUUGCGAACAGGAAUCUACUGUCCUUUUCGCCUGUCCCUACUUCAAGCAUAAUCCGAAGAAGUACAGCGCCAAGGAGUGGACCUCGUGCAACGGUUCUGGAUUCAAGAUCCCAAGGCUGAAGGAGCAUAUUCGCCGUAAGCAUCUCAAAAAGGCCUACCGAUGCAGCCGCUGCCGCCAAUGGUACGACACGAUGGCGGAUUUGACCGAGCACCAAAAGUCUUCCAUUCCAUGCCUUGUCAGCCAUGAUAAAUCGGAUGACAGAAUCGACGAGGCCCAAUGGAGUAGUCUUCAGGAUAGGAAGCGCGGGAAGUUGUUUGUCUCCAAGUGGGAGGACAUGUUCCAGGUUAUCUUCCCAUCAGUUGAUGUACCAUCGCCUUACCGAGACGAGCCGACUGAAGACCUCUUCAGCCAGUUCCGGAGCUCCCUAGAGGCUCAGCUACAAGGGCAGAUCGACUACCGACGACGACUCAAGAUCCAAGGUGCCCUAGAACUUGCCAGCGACUUCGAAAAGUCUAGAUCUGUUUCCCAGUCGACCACUGACUCCGAUGUCCCGUCUCUCUCUGGUGACAACUACUCGAACUCCACUACCAUGCUCUCCGAAUCUCCGAUGACCACCAUCGAGGCUUCACCAAUGAACGCGCCCGUCAACGAACCACCCGACUUGGGCAUGGGUGAAUCCAGCGUACCCUCAUGCCUUCCAAUGAUGCAGCAACAGAUGAUGUCCUUUCGGGACUUCACCCUGAUCCCGUACGGUAGUGCUGGGUCUGUUCUUGGAAACUUCGACGUAGACUGGAGUGAGCAGCCGCUGAUGGGGCAGGCAGGCGUGGUCGCAGACUCUCAGAUGGGGAUGUUUCCCGCAGACUCCCCUGAGAAUCUGUUCCCUCCGCCGUGA
Colletotrichum karsti is the source of this 2988-nucleotide messenger RNA. RefSeq lists its product as uncharacterized. Gene Ontology annotation, biological process: peptidyl-serine phosphorylation; peptidyl-threonine phosphorylation. Gene Ontology annotation, molecular function: ATP binding; protein serine/threonine kinase activity. Bases 1 to 2988 code for a protein of 995 amino acids. The transcript is spliced from 5 exons. The record is from RefSeq and is a predicted model, not a curated record. Lineage: Eukaryota; Fungi; Ascomycota; Sordariomycetes; Glomerellales; Glomerellaceae.